Petromyzon marinus (sea lamprey) is the source of this 1348-nucleotide messenger RNA. NCBI's taxonomy places the organism in Eukaryota, Metazoa, Chordata, Hyperoartia, Petromyzontiformes, Petromyzontidae. The record is from RefSeq and is a predicted model, not a curated record.
GCUUUGUCUCCAGUGGUUUUAGCAGUCUCGGUCCCCUAACGAUGUCAGGACGCGGCAAAACCGGUGGCAAAUCUCGCGCAAAGGCAAAGUCCCGCUCUUCCCGCGCCGGCCUGCAGUUCCCCGUGGGCCGCGUUCACAGGCUGCUCCGCAAGGGCAACUACGCCCAGCGGGUCGGCGCUGGAGCACCCGUCUACCUGGCAGCCGUGCUCGAGUACCUCUCUGCCGAGAUCCUCGAGCUGGCUGGCAAUGCCGUCCGUGACAACAAGAAGACGAGGAUCAUCCCCCGACACCUGCAGCUCGCCGUGCGCAACGACGAGGAGCUGAACAAGCUCAUGGGCGGCGUGACCAUCGCCCAGGGCGGUGUGUUGCCAAACAUCCAGGCCGUGCUGCUGCCCAAGAAGACCUCUCAGGCAAAGAAGUGAACGCGCCGCCGCCUCUACCACCACAACAACGGCUCUUUUCAGAGCCACCCACUUGCUUGCAAAGAGCUCGGACAGUCGUACACAGGGGUUGUGUUAUUAGUAAGGACACCGUCGUCUCGUGGCCCUCGUCCCAAAUUACUCGCAAUUAAACGAAUGCUCUGCUCAUUAUAGAUACCCCUUUUCUCUAAUUUAGGAACGGUGUUUGAGCAGCAUUCCAACAUUGCAUCAAUCAUGAAACAUGGUUUAGAAUAAAUUGAGGGCGUUAGUAUUUUAAGAAAGUAUUGUCUUUUUCAGAAAAAAAACCCGUUCUUUUUGAGCGGUCAGAUUGCAUAGGCUAUUUGACGCCAUCACCUUACAGUACACGCGCACGAAUUGACUGAAGUUUUUUUUCGGAAAUGAGCGAUGGAGGGCUUAAAAGGGACUGGGACGUGUGUUGCUGUGCGUUGGUGCAAUAAAUAAGUGCUUUAACCAUUCUACAACUCCUUCACAAUGAAUAAUUUACUACAGUAUAGAGUUAUAAUUAAUGAUUGACACGUGACAUAAGUAGCCUAGGAUUUCGAGUUUUUUUUGCAUCGUUAUGAACACCUUGGUACUUUUCUCGCCUUCAAACAAAUGAAGAGGAUUCGUAGAAUAGUUGAAACACUGCUUGAAUUCACCAACGCACAGCAACACUCGUUCCAAACCAACCCCUAACACCCGUCCCACAGCCCCCUUUAACCUCUCCGCCCUUGCUCCCAAUACACAUCCACGUCUAGUACGCCUCUGGACCUGGUGACGUCAUUUGCCCUUUAACCCCUGACCCGUCCAGCUUAUUCCCGCGCGUGUGAUUGGUGCGUGUUCCUGAGAGCGGAGAUGUCGUGUCUGCGUGGUGCAUGUGCGUAAGGGUGGCUCGCAGAUCCCUUACACAAUAAAUUCCAUCAACAGAU